This is a messenger RNA of Darwinula stevensoni, 2301 nucleotides long. The record is from the annotation of a GenBank genome assembly. NCBI's taxonomy places the organism in Eukaryota, Metazoa, Arthropoda, Ostracoda, Podocopida, Darwinulidae.
UUUUUAUAUUCUUUAGGUGAAGCAAUAAGGCAACAUUAUAUGCUGCCAGUGAGCCUAAGUUUUAGGCUCACGGUCUCAGAGGUGCUCUCGGAUCAGCUCUCAUGGUGACAUCUGCAGUCUUUCACUGGAUCUCACAAACAGCAUUUUGAUGCCAGCAUGAGUUGCAGUAUCUUGAAGAUUGGCUUCAUUGUGAAGCAUUGAAAUUGAGUUGCAAAUUCACCUGGAUCCCAGAUGCAUACCCUUUACUCAAGCGAAAGCACCAUUGCUAUUUCUAUCUCAGUCCAAGUCUAUCAUGUGGACUUCUACUGCCAUACUCUACCUCUGAAUUGAAGUGCCAGCUGGAUUGGAUAAUUUUCAUCAUUUGCUACUUAUUGAUGCAUGAGAGCCUGCCAGUGAUGGACUGCAUUUUUUAAUUGUUCCUGUGAACGAACUAUUAUUGAUUCAUUCUUGAUCCUGUGGAUCAUUGUGUUUGGAGUUUAUUGCACUGAAGUCAAAAUGUUUGGCCCAUCACAAGUGAGAAGUCACAGCUACAGUCUUCUCCAAUUCUGUGCAAUAGUGACAGUAUGCUUUUUCCCCCCUUAUGCUUAUGUGUUUGCUGAGAAAGAGUCAGUGUUUCCUCAAGAGCCCCAAGAUACCCAAGAUACGGCUCUGGGAAGUUUGGCUGUAACUUCCAACGAGACCGAUUCAAUGGCUCCUAAUACAAUAGGUGGACUUGGUGCUGGUUUCUUCCAUGGCUUUCUGGCCUCUCUCUCCGUGAUCAUCAUUUCAGAACUAGGCGAUAAGACAUUCUUCAUUGCUGCAAUUAUGGCCAUGAAGCACUCUCGAUUGACAGUGUUUUCUGGAGCUAUGCUUGCUCUCACCUUCAUGACGAUCUUGUCUGCUCUGCUUGGAUAUUCUACAACUGUCAUCCCAAGAGUAUACACCUAUUAUGCAUCUGCUGCCUUGUUUGCCUUGUUUGGCAUCAAGAUGCUGAAGGAAGGGAUCAGCAUGUCUUCAAAUGAAGGACAGGAAGAGUUUGAGGAGGUUCAGUCAGAUCUCCGGAAGAAAGAGGAGGAAUGUAUAGAUCUUGAAGGGGGUGGUGGACCCUUGCGACCAUCUCAGAAACUCCUCUCCUUUGUGUCAAGGAUCCUUCUUCAAGCUUUCACCCUUACAUUCCUGGCUGAAUGGGGUGAUCGCUCGCAGUUGGCCACCAUAAUCUUGGCAGCAAGAGAUAAUGUAUGGGGUGUGACAGUAGGAGGUGUAUGUGGGCAUGCACUCUGCACUGCCUUAGCUGUGAUUGGAGGUCGAAUAAUUGCUCAAAGGAUCUCAGUCAAAACAGUUACCAUUGUUGGUGGAUUUGUCUUCCUGGGAUUUGCAGUGUCAACGCUGUUUAUACCCCCUGAUUGAAAAUGUUCAAAGAAUAUUUUCUUCAGUGAUAACAUGCAGCUUGCACCAAUCCUAUGUUGUAGCUCAAGAUGUGAUGGCAUAGAAGAACACGACAAAUUCUUGAUGAUGGUGAUGGUUUGAAGAUGGUAGAUUUAUGUGAGAUGUUGAAUAAUCUUGAUGUGAUAUGUAUACAUCUCUCAUGGUGGGUGGUCUGUGCUUGAAAUGGUGACAUUGUAGGUAUGAUUAUUAUAUAUUUGAAUCUAAUUUAAGAGCCAAAAAAUUCAAUUUUCUACAUUGUCCUUUUAAUUUAUGAAUACAGAUGGAUGUGAUAAGAAAAUCUUUUUGGGCAUUGUAAUAUUGAAGUUAUGUUUGAAAGUUUAUUCAUGGAGGAGUUGGGUUGUGAAUUUUUUUUAUGUGUUUCCAGGUAUCACACCUUCAUAUCUCUUGGUAGCUGGAGCAUUGGCUUCCUCACCAUGUCCACAACAUACUUUUAUCCAUGAAUUUCUCUGUUGACUUUCAAAUCCCACUUAGGGAUCUUGGUAUGGACAUGAGUGAAGAAACAUCUUAUAGGUGUUGUACUAGCUUGGCUGCAAGUUUCUCAUGUGAAACUAUGAAGUUUUGCUCCCCAUUGCCAUUUUGUUUUUGGUUUUUUCCUUCUUUCACGCUUGGUUCCUCUGCAGUUCUCUUGAGGAAGGAAGCCUGCUGUGUUAGACAAUGGUGACGAUAGCGAAAUUCAAAGCCAACUGACCUGGCAUUUCCCAAGAUAGAUUUGUGUAUGUUUCACCUUCCCUUCCAGAUGUGUGGGAUGAUGACCACGAACAAGAAAACGCCUUUGAGGACGUCUAUGAGGGCAAGAUAAGCUCAGAUGGGGAUAACGCUUUUCAUUUAAGGGUGUGGAGCAAUGUUGUUGGGAAUAUAUUUUUUCGAUCGUAUGGC